UCUUUCUCGACUCGUACCACCCAGGCGUUCUCGCGAGAGUCCGGCGGGGGCGUUGUAGUGCAGUGACCUCAUCCCUCCAGCAGCUGCAGCGAGAGGCGGAGCUGCAACUUAGUUUGUAACUAACUCCUUUCAACUUCCAACUGAACCAAGAGACUCUCGCUCUUGCUGGAAUAUUAAACUGGACUUUUAGUUUCACGGGGAAGAAGCAGCAGGAGAAGACAAAGACACCGGGAUACAGACGGUGAUGGUGAUAAACAAAAAAAAGACAGAUCCCCGUUCUGUUACACUGAGAGGAGCGAAGUGCAGACAAGGAACGUUAUUACUAGGUUUGGGGUUUUUACAUGCGAAACGAUUUGGGAGAGAGGGAGCCAACAAGAUCUGCUUGAGACUACAGGACAACUGGACAUAACCUGGGAGAGAAGACCUGUACAAGUGUGAAUUUGUAACCCCUGGCAACAUGGGAGCACAGGAAUGGCACAUUACGAGACCCCGACUGUGAGACCCUUCAAACGAUAUGCAGCAGCCGAUAGUUUGGGAUUGAACGCUGUCAUUGGAACCACUUGUGUGUGUUAGCCUGCGUUCGUGUUCCCAUUCACCCCUGAAGGAAGCCUGGCAGCUCAUGCUGCCGAUAGGCUGUGAGGACUGGGGUCUCGAGAGGGGGUGGCUGAGCCCUGAUGGCAGACAUGGUUUUCAGCUGCUGAGACCUGCAACAACUUGGAAACAUGACCAGCUUGAAACGCUCUCAGACUGAGCGAACCGUGGGGGGCGCGGUCCCGGCUGGGGACGAUUUCUACACCCGCCGCCUGCGACUGCCCAAUGGAGGGGCCCCCCCUCCCCGCAGUGAGAGCGCCCACCUCUCGGGCUCCACCCCGGGGGUGCCUAAAAUGGGGGUGCGGGCUCGGGUGGCUGACUGGCCCCCUCGGAAAGACGGUGGAGGGAGUAUCUGGCACAUUAGUCUGGAGCCUGAAAUAACAACGAGCACCAGCUGCAGCAGCAGCAGCAACAGCAGCAGCAACUUGAAAAUGGGCCACCUGAGCCCCCAGGAUUCCUCCAUGCUGAGAAGCAUCCAGAACACCCUGAAGAGCAAAACCGCGGGCGGCGGCAACACUAGCAGCAUGGACGGGCGCUUCCUCUCCCCUGACUGCUAUCCCGGCUCCCCUCGCAGAGCCAUGAGGCGCAUCCGGCAGCGCAGCAACUCCGACAUCACCAUCAGCGAGCUGGAGGGUGGUGGCAGCGGAGAUGGGGAUGAGGAGUGGGGGACUCCCAGUUAUAAAUGGUCCCCGCUGCACCGGGAGUACGGCAGCACAUCCUCCAUAGACAAGCACGGUGCUUCCGGGGAAAGCUUCUUCGACAUGCUGAAGGGCUACCAAGGGGACAAGCCGGACCAGCGGAGCCAGCCGCCAGAGAAACUUGGGGAGCUGCUGGCCGGAGGGCAGAAGGUGAUGAGUGGAUUCGACACCCCAGACGGGCCCUUGAGCUCCGGGGCUCAGCGUGGGAGUCCCUCAGGCCGGCUGAAGGAGCGGGAGAAGCACCUGAAGAGACGCUCCAAAUCGGAGACUGGGGGCGACUCCAUCUUCCGCAAGCUGCGCAGCGUUCGGGGCGAAGGGGACCAGCCGGGCUCCAGGGCAGGUUCGGAUCUGGAGGAUGGCGGGCGCUCGGAGGACCCCCAACACAAGCCCUGGAGCUGCCAGAAAGGGUUUGCCCACUUCGACAUUCAGAGCAUCCUGUUCGACCUGAAUGAGGCAACACUCAGCCGGCAGAGCGCCAUCAGGAGGCGGAACACCACCACGGGAGCCUCUGCCGCGGCCGCUGCCUCCUCCUCCUCUUCCUCCUUUUCCCUCUCCUCCCCCCAGACCGGAGCCUACAGCUCUCCUUCGGGCAGCCAGGAUGAUCUAACCACCAAGGAGAACCUGGGCCUGGACCCUGGCGACGACAAGAGCAACGAGCUGGUGCUGAGCUGCCCAUGCUUCCGCAACGAGAUCGGGGGCGAGGGGGAGAGGAAGAUCAGUAUGUCCAAGCUGGGCACCAUCGGAGGUGGGGGAGGCAGCGGGGAGGGCGGCCCCUUAGAGUCCUCGCUUGGCUCGCACUGCACCAACGCCGGUGUGGCUGUGCUGGAGGUGCCCAAGGAGAGCCAGGCCCAGCACAACGAGCGGGUCAAGAGAUGCAUCCUGGAGCAUGUGGACCUGGGAUGCUACUACUAUCGGAAAUACUUCUACCUGAGAGAGCACUGGAACUAUUUUGGGGUGGAUGAGAAUCUGGGCCCGGUGGCUGUGAGUCUCCGCAGAGAGAAGCUGGAGGACAGCAAGGAACACGGGCAGCAGUACAACUACCGGGUCACCUUCCGCACCAGCGAGCUGACGACGCUGCGAGGCUCCAUCCUGGAGGACGCAGUGCCCUCCACCUCGAAGCACGGCUCUGCCCGCGGGCUGCCCCUGAAGGAGGUGCUGGAGUAUCUCAUCCCUGAACUCAACACACACUGCCUGCGCCUGGCCCUCAACACUCCCAAGGUCACUGAGCAGCUGAUGAAGCUGGACGAGCAGGGGCUCAGCUUCCAGUUGAAGGUGGGUGUCAUGUACUGUAAAGCAGGGCAGAGUAGCGAGGAGGAGAUGUACAACAAUGAGUCGGCCGGACCUGCCUUUGAAGAGUUCCUGAUGCUGCUUGGGGAUCGCAUUCGACUGAAGGGCUUCAGCAAAUACCGGGCACAGCUCGACAUCAAGACGGACUCUACUGGAACUCACUCUUUAUACACAGUGUACAAGGACUACGAGAUCAUGUUCCAUGUGUCGACCAUGCUGCCCUACACUCCAAACAACAAGCAGCAGUUGCUGAGGAAGCGGCACAUCGGGAACGACAUUGUGACCAUCGUGUUCCAGGAGCCCGGGGCCCAACCCUUCAGCCCCAAGAAUAUCCGCUCGCACUUCCAGCACGUCUUUGUGGUGGUGCGGGCGCACGAGCCCUGCUCCGACAACACCUGCUACAGCGUCGCUGUAGCCCGUUCCAAAGAUGUCCCCUCCUUCGGCCCGCCAAUCCCCAAGGAGGUGACAUUCCCCAAGUCCACGGUGUUCCGGGACUUCCUGCUGGCCAAGGUCAUCAACGCGGAGAAUGCGGCGCACAAGUCGGACAAGUUCCGCGCCAUGGCCACGCGCACGAGACAGGAGUACCUGCGGGACCUGGCGGAGCGCCAUGUCACCAGCACCCCCAUCGACCCCUCAGGCAAGUUCCCCUUCAUCUCCCUGGCGUCCAAGCGCAAGGAGAAGAGCCGGCCCUACAGCGGCGCGGAGCUGCGCAGCCUGGGUGGCAUCACCUGGCACGUGCUGGCCGAGGACUACAGCAGCGGAGGGGCGGAGGUGGAGGGGCUGCUCGCCAUCUCCAACGAGUUCCUGGUAAUCAUCGACCGCGAGGCCAAGAGCACCGUGUUCAACUGCUCGGUGCGCGACGUCAUCGGCUGGACCCACAGUAGCCCCACCACACUCAAGGUGUUUUACGAACGCGGGGAGUGCCUGUCCUUUCACACCGUCGCAAACAACUACGAAGACUUCCGUGAGGUCGUCAAGCGCCUGGAAUUUCUGACGAAGGGCUGCAAUACGAACGAGAUGACGCUGCGGCGAAACGGCCUGGGCCAGCUGGGCUUCCACGUGAACUAUGAGGGCAUCGUGGCCGAGGUGGAGCCCUACGGGUACGCGUGGCAGGCGGGGCUGCGGCAGGGCAGCCGGCUGGUGGAGAUAUGCAAGGUGGCCGUGGCCACGCUGUCCCACGAGCAGAUGAUUGACCUGCUGAGGACCUCGGUGACCGUCAAGGUGGUCAUCAUCCCCCCGCACGAGGACUCAACGCCACGCAGGGGCUGCUCGGAGAUGUAUCGGAUGCCCGUGGUGGAGUACAAGACCAACAAUGAGGGGGCUCCUUACGAGUACAAGCUCCCCUUCCGCAACCACAGCAAGUGGCAGCGCACAGCCUCCAGCCCCCAGCAGUCUCCCCCGCAGGGCCACGCCGGCAGCACCCCUAGCAGGGCUGUGUCUGUGGGGGGUAGCAUGGGGAAGGCACAGGGCCAAGAGAGGGGGGAGCGGUGCGCCAUCAUCCCCCGCAGUGUGUCCAGCGACGGCCGCCCGCUGGACCCCAAGAGGUUCUCCCCUGGCUCUAACAGUAACUACGCCCUGGUGUCCCAGCAUGGCAGGAACUCUCCCAGCAGCCACUCCUACUCCAGCGAUACCGGCUCAGGGGGUGGCUCCCACUGGAGACAGAAAUCCGUACCUGAGGGGUUCGAAGUGAGGCAUUCCCCUCUGUCUGUGGACCGGCAGAGCAUCGGGGAGACGGGCAGCAGCGGCAAGUCCACGCCCAGCUGGCAGCACAACCAGGAGGCGGACAUGGGCAGCGCAGGCUCCGAGAGGCCAGCACAUGCGGGAGAUCCUGUUUGUGUUUCAGAUCCCACCAGUCACCCCCCACCCUCCUCCAAGGUGCCGCCCCCCUACAGAGAGAGCACGAGUGGACCGCGCAUCCAGAGACAGGAGCAGGUCAUCCACCUCUCUCCCAACAAGCACGGACAGACAGAGGCUCCCUACUCCAGCCACUCCAGCAGCAACACCCUGUCCAGCAACGCCUCGAGCGCGCACAGCGAUGACAAGUGGUACGAGAUCGGGGGUGGGGUCGGGGAACGGCCAGACUCGGAGCUCAAUGGCUUUGGGGGCUUCUUGCAGGGGGCAUCAGCGGACAGCGGCAUCGACACCACCUCGUACAGCGCCACCUCCCUCCCAGGGGGCAAAGACAAGGCCCCCUCGCCCUGGCAGAGCUGCGCAGAGGGGGGCAGGGAUCGCCACCCCCCUGCCGCAGAGUCCCCUGGCCCUCCUGGCCCUUCUGAGAGCCACACCAAGAGCCCCAGCACCUACCCCCACCUGGCACGGGACAGCAGCACCCACAGCCUGAGCGACACAGCCUCCCACUCCAGCUCCCGGCACUCAGGCAGCCCUGUGGUGUUUGGCUCCAGCCGGGGCUCUCCGCGGGAGGACUCUCACUCAGCGACCUCCCCUUCCUCCCAGACCUCCCUCUCCCCCGGCCCCAAGACCUUCUACCCACGUCAGGGGGCCACCAGCAAGUACCUGAUCGGCUGGAGGAAGCCCGGGGGCACCAUCAACUCUGUGGAGUUCGGGGACACCAGAAAGCGUCACCAGAGCGAUGGUCCAGAGGCAAGUCAGGCUCAGCUCCGCCCCUCCAUUCGAGACCUGCGCUCUCCCCAGCGCCUCUGCAAAUCCACUGUAGAGGAAGACCUGAAGAAACUCAUCAACCUCGACAGCCCUCCACCCAGUCUAAAGGACCAGCACAAGCCCUCUUUCCCCAGCUCUGCUCCCUGCCGGCGCUCGCUCCACAGGACUCUGUCUGAUGAGAGUAUCUACAGCGGACAGAGGGAGCCCACCUUCUCCUCCCUCCUGGACCAGGCCCUGCCCAACGAGGUCCUAUUCAGCAGCACGCGUCCUCUUGCCCCCAGCACGCUGCCCUUCCGCCGGCCCACCUACGUCCUGGGGGUUAAGAGCCUGCGCGGGGAUCUGUCUGCCUCGGACACCUCUCUGUCGGAGCUCCACCGGGCCCAGCAGGACCCCGGGCUCAUGCCUCUGCCCAACACAGGCAUGGACUCCGGUCUGGACUGGUCACACCUGGUGGACGCUGCCAAAGCUUUCGAGGACCAGAGAGCCUCUAUAUUGAGAGGUAAUGAAGUGAACCCAGGUCAUGAGAGUGCUGCUACCAGCCCCCAGCAGCCAGAGCGCCAGCCCUCCCCGCAGUUCAGACUCGGCUCCAGUGAAGUCCCUUCCAGCCUCACUGGGAAGGUCAGUCAGCUCGAAUCAAUAGUGAAACUACUUCAGGAAGAUUUAAAGAAGGAAAAGGAAGACAAAGCCAUGCUGCAGAUGCAGGUGCAAAGCCUCCGAGAGGACAACCAGAGGCUGCAGGAGGAGUCUCAGAACGCCUCGGCCAAGCUGAACAAAUUCACAGAGUGGGUGUUCAACACCAUUGACAUGAACUGAGCCUUGAGACUGAUGAAAGAGACUGGGAGAGACACAGAGAGAAGGAGGGGGGGUCCCAUGGCUGCCAGUGCUGGGGGUGGGGGUGCACAGGGGGUCUAGAACACUACGUACAAGCCUUCUGACAAUGGCUACCCAAACAAGAAUCUGGCUACUUUUGACUUGUGGUGCCUUGGCUGUGGAUUUGACUGGUGGAUCUGUAGUCAGCUUUUCACGACGUCUGACUAAAUUGGUGAACGAAGGCUUCGUUCCUGGCUGGAAGGAAAAAUGUGGUCUACUUUUUCCAAAGAGGCGGAUAUUGAUGCUCAGUGACUGGGCUGCGAUUGUUUGCUGUCUUGCUUCUCCACACAUUCCCCGAGUUGACGCAGAAGAAAUACAUUCCGAGCCCAACCCCUGUUUCACAUUCAUUUCUUUAUGGGGUCCAUCUGUGAUUUAGGUUGUGGCUUUCAUUAACUGCCAUACACACUGCAGCCCUGAGCUUUUUAACCCAAACCACUGAGCUACUCAAUCCCACAACCUUCCACACUGCAGCCCAGCGCUUUCUUUGUUUCAUGAACCUCUUACUUUCCAUGCUCAGCAUCAGAUCGCUUAAUGAUCCAAGUGCUUUUGUUCUCACUGGCAGCCGUUGGGCACUCCUUGUUAAGUUUUUACUCGAGAGAAUUAGGAAUAGUAGUUUUUGUAUGAUUGUUUUUAAGAAAGAAAAAAAGACAAUGACAGAAAGUAAGCAGUUUCUUUUUUUUCUGAUGCAUAUCUCUUGGAACGCUGCUGUGACAUUGUGACAAUGUAAAUCUUUCCAAGUUUGGUUCCUUUGGCCUCGGUACUCAAUGCGGUGAUGUGGCCAGUGCUCCACUGGCUUAGAUAUACAACUGAUAGUCUUUGUGAUUUUACUUAACUACAAAACGCAAGGGUCCAUUAUAGCUUGUCAGCACAGCUCUUGUCCUGAAUUUUCAACAGUCCAGAAACUGCCUCCAAUCAAAAUUGAGCCUGCGAUGGUAUAAUCAAAUCCUACUCAUGAAAAGCAUGGGGUGCCACCUCAACAGUCAAAACAUCUGGUUUUAAUAAAUUGUAUAUUGACACUACUCUUGUUCUCUUGCAAAAGUGUUUGGUUUUUUUCGGUAUGUAACUUUGAGAUCCCAGCACGGCUGCCCUAUCCUUCUCUCCGAUCGCAAGACAUAGAAAAGCAGUCUGAGAUCUAGGAGACAGUCACAGGAUUUCUAGGAUCUCAAGGUUUUAUUUUUGCUAUCUGUACAUUAUUUGAUGUUGCCGGUUUGGACUCUAAAAUAUAUAUAUAUAUAUAUAUAUAUAUAUAUAUAUAUAUAUAUAUAUAUAUAUAUAUAUAUAUAUAUAUAUAUAUAUAUAUAGUGUGUGUGUGUGUUUGUUAAAAAGUUAAUAAAAUUCCACGCUGGAAAGGUAAAGUGAUGACCUUUUUAAAAGUAGUUUCCCAAAGAACAUUUUUAUUUUUAUUUUAUUGCAUAUGUAUACGGCAUGUCCCAUAAGUCAGGCAUCACAGGCAAUAUCAGUAGUAUUGUGGUGAUUUAGGAUGUUCUCUCUCAAAUCAAGCGGCCACAUGUUGACUAUCUGUACCACACAUCAAUCAGUUCAUUCCUCUUUGCUUAAAGAUGUUUCAGACCUAAAAUAGAGACAUCCAAUAUUAAUAAUUGUGUCUGUGUUGCCUGGUUUAUGGCACAGCCUGUAUGCUAACCCACAGUAAGACAUCUUGAAAGUGUUUUAUAUUAACCCAGUUUGUUUGGAAAAAUGAAAGAACUUUGUCACCUUUGGAUUCACAUCGGUUUACUUGGAAGUGAACUUGGUUUGUUUCCUUGUUUUUCUAAACUGGAUUUGCUUUUAUGUUGCCCUCAAACAGAUGAACCGGAUUCAGUUUGUAUACUCAAACGAGUUCAGUUUGAUUAAAACAAAUUGCUUGAAGCUUCCAUAUACUGUAUGCUUUAAAACAGAGUGACUCGUUUUGAAAUAAACUGCCCAAAUGAGUGUGAAUAGGUUGUUAUGAAGUGCAACAGCCUGCAAAUUACACUGAAGAUCAAGUGGUAAAUUCCAAAAACGUCUUUGUCUGGUAAACAAACAUUUUGACAAGUGCACUUCAUUGUUCAAAGAUGCACGUUUCUAAUUGUACUAAAUUCUACACCUUUAGGGCUCUAAUUUUAAAGCAAGUGCAAUGCUUGGCACCUAUCCUAUAUAUAUAUAGUAAAUAAAACCUUUUUUUUAAUAUUAACAAUGGCAAACAACCCAAGAACAUAACUGAACGUGCACCUUCCUGAAAUUGCUGUGUUUCUUGUCACAUAAAUUUAUAUUAUGUGGGGUUUUUUUGGUUUUUUUAAAAAAUGUAUUUCUCUUACCUUCCACUCACUUCAGAAAUCACACUUGGUGUUUUUUAAUAAUGGAUUACUUAAUGUCCACGACAAGGUAAAGAGCCUGGGAAAGGGUUUGUGUUGUUGUGUUGUACUUUUUAAUUUAAAUGUAAGAGCAUUGAGGUACAGUAGACCAAACAGUGAGGUAGAUAAAUCACUUUCAACCAAAUGUAUAUUUGACCUUCUGGGACCAAUAGAAUUCAGAUCAUUCAUGUCUUGUAAUGGUUAUAGUGAGAACGAUAUGCAAGUCAGCCACCUGGAAGCGUAAUGGUAGGUCUUUGGUGUGAAAGGGUGUCUGCCACUGUCUAGGCUGGAAAACUGAUUAGGCACAACAAUCACUAGCACACCUCAUGUGGUUUUCUGUUAUGGAGAAACUUUGAAGUGGAAUCACUCCAAAUAAAAAUGUUGUAGCACCAGCCAUGUGUAGGACACAGUGCCUGUGCUAUAAUGUGUUGAGUUUUCUUCACGAUUGGUUGAUGGGCCAAAACAGUCUUCAGUGGUGUCCUUUGGGGUUGGUGUGAGCCCCACACAGUUCUCUGGUUUUAAAUGUCUUUAAUCUGCAUUCAGGUGUAAUAGUGCAUACUGUUUUGAAAGGGACACUUUCCCUGUUCAUACCCCUCAAACGCACAUAUUAAAUAUUCCUUCCUCUCCAGAUGGAAGUAAUAAAAAAUGCCCACGGGGAGCCCACACAUGGGGUAGAAAUCCCUUUAACGUAAUGUUGUGUAAAUCUGACAGACUUGAGUUUACCUACUUGUGUUUGUAUGGAUUCAGGCGCCUUGUUUUAUCAAAAGAUAAAUGCUAAUUGAUUGCCCGUUUGCUCACUAAAUGAGAUGGCAGCGCUGUGAUAAGAACGCAUCAGAGGAGCAGACUAAUAUAAUAUGUUAGGCACAUGCUGUACCUUUCGAUCAGUGCAGACAGAGUUUUAACAGCGAUCACCCUAUAAAAAAGCCAUUCAGUAUUGCAGACUAUCAUCACCAUAUUGGCAAAUGUGGCCUGUGUUGACCUUAUGGGUGCUAUCCUCAUGUAUUAAUAUUAAGAUGUGUAUGCAUAACAGCCUUUAAUUGCUUCCAUGCAAACCCUAUCUAACCUGAUAUCCUAAUUGAAUGAUUGUGGUAAGUUAUGAGUCUCGCCCACGUCUAAUGUAGUUUACCCACUGAAUAAGCAAAAUAUGAAUACAGCACAUCACAACAUGGUAGGUACAUUGAGGAUUUGUUGUUAUAGAUAAUUAAUGAGCAGAGCUAGAAAAUAACACUAGGAAGGCUAUUGUAUUUUGGAUUGUGAACCCAGUGGCAAAGUUACUGCUCAAUUUAUGAAGCUUUUUAAAGCGAUUUCUUUGUUUUGUACAUUUAAUUGCUGUAAUGUUUCAUUUUCUUUGUAAUUGCCCACUUUUUGUUUUAUUUGAAUAAAAAGCAUAGUUUUGCUUUUG
This is a messenger RNA of Acipenser ruthenus (sterlet), 9797 nucleotides long. Its product is annotated as signal-induced proliferation-associated 1-like protein 1. Gene Ontology annotation, biological process: activation of GTPase activity; regulation of small GTPase mediated signal transduction. Gene Ontology annotation, molecular function: GTPase activator activity; protein binding. Bases 723 to 6008 code for a protein of 1761 amino acids. The transcript has 22 exons. The record is from RefSeq and is a predicted model, not a curated record. Gene Ontology annotation, cellular component: cytoplasm. NCBI's taxonomy places the organism in Eukaryota, Metazoa, Chordata, Actinopteri, Acipenseriformes, Acipenseridae.